Messenger RNA from Babesia microti strain RI, 1521 nucleotides. RefSeq names its product ROM4. The transcript has 8 exons. The record is from RefSeq and is a predicted model, not a curated record. NCBI's taxonomy places the organism in Eukaryota, Apicomplexa, Aconoidasida, Piroplasmida, Babesiidae. Gene Ontology annotation, biological process: proteolysis. Gene Ontology annotation, molecular function: serine-type endopeptidase activity. Gene Ontology annotation, cellular component: membrane. Bases 1 to 1521 code for a protein of 506 amino acids.
AUGAACGUGAAUAAGAAGGUAGAUGUUGAAUUGGUUAAUAUAAUAAAUGGCAACGAUUGUAAUAGUAAAAAUGAUGGAUAUGAUAGUAAUGAAGAUAAUUGGUUUAAGGGGAAAGUCGAAAGGAGAUCACCCUUGACUCCUUUCCAACUAUUUUCAUUGAUAACGGGGGAAACUACUAAGUCUAAAAUUAACAGAGAUCCAAAAUUAAAAAACAAUCCUAUAUAUGGAAAACUCAGCUUUACAAUUGCGUCAUCUUCUAUGAUAAUAAUAUCGUUUAUAUUUGAAUUAGUCUAUAAUCACAAUUCAUUUAAUGGAAGAUGUAUAUCGCCAAUUGUACACCCUUCUCUAAUAAGUGGAGAUGUUAUUACCAAAAAGCAUCUUCCUUAUAUUGUAAAUAUAGGAUACGGGGCUUGUGAAGUAAAUUUAAACGAUUCUGCUCAUAACAGAGCUUUUAUUGGCAGUGGUACUGUCGAUGAUGGAUGGCCAAUGGUGAAUUUAAAGAAAUAUGAUGGAUCGAAAUCCAGCGGUAGGUUUGAUUCUCCGAACGCAAGAAUUUUUGAAACACUCGGGGGAUUGAAUUCCAAUAAAAUCAGAAAUUACAAAGAGUAUUAUAGAUUAGUUUGGUCAAUGUUUCUCCAUGGAAGUGUAAUUCAUAUGGUAUUUAAUCUCUGCUGUCAAAUACAAUCUCUAUGGAUGAUUGAACCAGACUGGGGGUUUUUUAGAACGGCAGGAUUAUAUUUUGUCAGCGGAAUAUUUGGAAAUUUAUUAUCUGCAAUUUUAGACCCUUGCGGUACAACUGUUGGAUCAUCUGGAGCAAUGUACGGAUUGAUGGGAGCUCUAAUUCCAUAUUGCAUUGAAUAUUGGAAAACAAUACCUAGACCUUUUUCAAUAUUAAUAUUCAAUUGUAUAUUUAUAAUCAUUGGACUAAUUUCCGGAUUGGCUGGUUAUACUGAUAAUUAUGCUCAUUUAGGGGGGUGUAUUGCUGGGAUCCUUUGGGGAUUUGGAACUAUACGCAGUGUUUCAUCAUUUGACAGGUGUAUAAUUGUAGAAAGGGUUUUAUUAUCACCUAUACUAAGGUGGAUGCUAACAGAGCGUUACAAAGCAUCGCUACGGUUAAUUGUUGCGAAUAAAUAUGAUAUGGGAAAUAGGAGGCGCCUUGCUUAUGAGACACAAAAAGGGAUUGAAAAGGGAGUUACUAAGAGAACAUUGAAAAGGAUUAAACAAAGAUUUAGUGCUCCAGGAAGUCCCCCUUGCAGAAUGAGAUGUAGAGAAACUAUAGUGCGUGUAGUUAGUAUGGUGACACUGAUAUCAAUUAUACUCAUUCUUUCUAUUUUAUUACUUUCACCUGAGGUUUACGAGACAUUUUCACCGCCUGGACAAUUCAAACUUUCGGGUUGGCAUACGUGUCAUUGUGGAAUUUUUAUAACGGGAGAUAAUCCGGUCUUAUCUAAGUAUAAGGGGAUGUUUUGGUGCUGGAGAGAUAAAAAUAUUGCUGAAAAAUAUAUUAAACUAAAUGGAUGA